AUGAGGAUACAAAAAGUUGAAAAUGUGAAUAAAGCUUUAGAAUUUAUUAAACAUCGAGGUGUAUCAUUAACUAAUAUUGGUGCUGAAGAUAUUAUUGAUUGUAACCAUAAGCUUAUUCUGGGAAUGAUUUGGACUAUAAUUUUACGAUUCACAAUUGCAGAUAUUAGCCAAGAAGGUCUCACUGCAAAAGAAGGUCUUUUACUUUGGUGUCAAAGAAAAACUGCUCCUUAUUCUGAAGUUGACGUGCGUGAUUUUACUUAUAGUUGGCAGGAUGGUUUAGCAUUUUGUGCUUUAAUUCAUCGACAUCGACCGGAUCUUUUGGAUUAUGAUGCAUUGGAUAAGAGUGAUCGUCAUGGAAAUACUGCUUUGGCCUUUGAAGUUGCUUCAACUCAUCUUGACGUACCGCAAUUGUUGGAUGUGGAAGAUGUUUGUGAUAUUCAGAAACCUGAUGAAAGGUCUGUUAUGACAUACGUUGCUUUAUAUUUCCACGCAUUUUCUCAUCUUGAAACUGCUGGUAGAAGAGUUUCAAAAUUUGCAGAUGUUAUGAGAUCAGCGUGGGACAUGAGUCAUGAUUAUGAAAGACGCGUUAAACAGUUAAUGCAAAAUGUUUCAGAUAAGAAAUCCGAAUGGGAAAAUUCUAGAUUUGAUGGAAGUUAUUUAAAUGCCAAACAACAAGCUUCCGAAUUUGCUCAUUAUAAAAAUGGUGAAAAAAGAAAUUGGGUUGCUGAAAAAACUGAUAUUGAUACUUUACUUGGUAAUAUUCAAACUAAAUUAAAAACUUAUGAUUUACCACCUUAUCAUCCACGACCUGGAUUAACUUUGGCUGAUUUGGAUAAUGUUUGGCAAAGUUUAUUGGUUGCUGAAGCACAAAGAUAUAAAGCCAUUAAUUAUGAAAUAAGAGAGAUUAAAGAAAAUUUACGUAAAUCAUUUGCUCGUUCCGCCAAUGAAUUUCAAAAAAAUCUGGACUCCAUUUCACAUGCCUUGGCUAAAUUGGAUGGUGAAUUAGAUGUUCAACUUUCUAUUGUUCAAGAUCUUUCGGCGACUAAAUUGAAAUCGUUGGAAAAUUCACUCUCUCAGAUUGAAGAUCUUAAUCGACAAUGUUGUGAGGCGAAUAUUGAAGAAAAUGAUUAUACUAUUUUCUCGGUGGAUGAUUUAAGAUUUGAAUUAGGUCUAGUACAACAAUCAAUAACUAAAAAGACUUCAUUCAUAGAGAAUCAAAUCGUAUCAAGAAACAUGACUAACCUUACACCAGCCCAAUUGGAAGAAUUUGAAGGCACUUUCCGUCACUUUGAUACUGAUGGUUCAAAUACUCUUAAUAUCUAUGAGUUCAGAGCUGCUUUGGCUAGUCUUGGCAUUUUAUAUGAGGAUGAUGAAUUGGAGUCUGCGUUUUAUCAAGCAUCCGCAGGAGAACCAGAAGCAUCGUUUAAACAGUUUAUCUUUUACAUGAUUAAUGUGACCGAAGACAAAACAUCGAUAGAUCAACUUCGUCAAUCAUUCAAGAUUGUGGCAGGUGAUAAGUCUUUCGUGACUGAACUUGAUUUGAGAAGAUCUUUAUUGCCAGCAAAUGUCGUUUCAUAUUUACAAGAGACUAUGCCACCAAGUGUAAUUUCUGCAGAUGGAUAUGAUUUUUCGAAAUAUUUGGAUCAAGUCUUUGAGGAGUGA
Diversispora eburnea is the source of this 1662-nucleotide messenger RNA. The record is from the annotation of a GenBank genome assembly. NCBI's taxonomy places the organism in Eukaryota, Fungi, Glomeromycota, Glomeromycetes, Diversisporales, Diversisporaceae.